This is a messenger RNA of Spodoptera frugiperda (fall armyworm), 1029 nucleotides long. Its product is annotated as cyclin-dependent kinase 11B-like. The record is from RefSeq and is a predicted model, not a curated record. NCBI's taxonomy places the organism in Eukaryota, Metazoa, Arthropoda, Insecta, Lepidoptera, Noctuidae. Bases 1 to 1029 code for a protein of 342 amino acids. Gene Ontology annotation, cellular component: nucleus. Gene Ontology annotation, biological process: protein phosphorylation; regulation of mitotic cell cycle. Gene Ontology annotation, molecular function: cyclin-dependent protein serine/threonine kinase activity; ATP binding. The transcript has a single exon.
AUGGAGCACAUCAAUAUUGUCACAGGACACGAGAUCGCGGUGGACUCCAGAAGCGACGAGGUAUUUCUAGUUGUGGAAUAUGUGCCAAACGAAAUUAACAGCUUAAUGCACACAAUGCGUAACAACAGGGUAACGUUUGGCCCAGAACACGUAAAGUGCCUACUGGUCCAAUUGCUGACCGCCGUUCAAUAUCUACACCAUAGCAGUGUAUUUCACCGUGAUCUCAAACCAUCCAACAUUCUAAUUACCGAAGAUGGUAUACUGAAGGUGGCAGAUUUUGAGUGGGCCCGAGAUUAUGAUAUGGGGAUAUCAAAUCAGCAAUAUACGCCGGUUGGGUUAACGCGCUGGUACCGUGCGCCCGAGCAGCUAAUACGCAGCAAAACAUACGGCACUCCAAUAGACAUGUGGAGUGUCGGGUGCAUAUACACUGAGCCGAUGAAUUUGCAGCCGCUGUUUCCUGGGACAUCUGAAAUUAAUCAGCUAAAAAUAAUGUACGAGGUUUUGGGGACACCUUCAGACACGGUUUGGCCCGGCUAUAGCGCAUUGCCUUUAGUUAGCGAAAUAAUAUUUGACGAGUAUCCAUCGGGCGGGUUGCGCAAGCAGAUAAACCAGGACCUACUCUCGGAUAAUGGGUUUGCUUUGCUGGUUGAAUUGUUGACGUAUGAUCCGUCAAAACGGGUGACAGCAACUGAAGCAUUGCUGCACCCAUACUUUAACGAGGAGCCGGCGGCAAUCGAGCCAGCCAUGUUCAUGUCUUCGCUGUGGUUAGAGGAUUCCGGCUCUGACGCGGAAGACCACGAGCAGUACUGCGGUUCUGACACCGAAGACCACGGGAAGUACUAUGGCUCUGACACGGAAGACCACGGGAAGUACUAUGGCUCUGACACGGAAGACCACGGGAAGUACUAUGGCUCUGACACGUGGUACGACGAGAGUUACUACAGCACUGACUCGGAAGAGGAUCUCACCUCUGACGCAAAUUCUUCCGUUGGCAGCAUUCUGGACACCGAUGACGACACGACGGAAUAA